Sycon ciliatum is the source of this 10483-nucleotide messenger RNA. RefSeq names its product serine-rich adhesin for platelets-like. Bases 1125 to 9575 code for a protein of 2816 amino acids. The record is from RefSeq and is a predicted model, not a curated record. Gene Ontology annotation, cellular component: nucleoplasm. Lineage: Eukaryota; Metazoa; Porifera; Calcarea; Leucosolenida; Sycettidae. The transcript is spliced from 20 exons. Gene Ontology annotation, biological process: negative regulation of gene expression, epigenetic.
CUGUACCACUAGGCACUGCUACUAGUAACUACCCGGAGUAAAGACAGUCUGGACUAGUGGAAUCAGUGAGGAUACAGUUCUUCUAGAGGAAAAAUGCACCGGAGUUGCUGUAAUGCACAGGUACACAAGAGACUCUUCAGUACUUGACAAGCACGGUGAGACAACGUUCGUCGAUCUCCAUCUCCAUGACAUGUGCAGUGGAGUCUGCUUCGCACUGCCACUCUUUCUUGGACUGUUGAGUGUUGGAGACUGCUUGCUGGCCGUAUCGCCGAGUCGAUCUGUAGAGUCUAGGCAUGGCCCUAUCGCCUACUGCCAGUACUGGGCCGUGUGCCGGAUAAAACUUAAAAGUGUCAGCUACGGCUACUGACUGUGGUCUGUCCUACUCGUAGAUCGUCCGCGUAGCUAGCUGCCGGUGACCGGUGACCCAUGUAGAUCUACCAGCGCUGUGUAUAGCGCUUUGUCGACAUGUCGCCCACCAAACUCUCUGGAUCUCCACAACAUGUGACAAAUGUAACGAGCUGAUAACCACUAUACUAUCGUACACCAACACGUGACUAACAGACGUUUUUCUGGCAUGGAUUGUUUAUCCCCUCAUUUCCUGUGUGCGAGCUUUGAGGCGCGCUAUGCAAUAAUGCAGAUUGCCAUGAUUCAUUGUGUAUGCUGAUGAUGCUAGCAUGCUAGGCCCACGUCACGUCAUCACGCGUCAGUACGUGUGUCCAGCAUGGCAAGUCUUCGCGACGAGAAAGAAGCAGCUGUAGCUAGAUACGCUUCCUCACCUAGGAUGUGAGGCGACAGAUUGUUAGCACCUGCUGCCAUGCUGUGCCAGGCCACUCCGAUCCGUUCAUUCUUGCUCAACCUUUCAUGUUAGUUGCUGGUAGCUUCUUUCUCCCCGUUUUGGCGCUGUGUUCUCCUUUUCUGGCCGUGUCAUCUGGCACACGUAGCAGUGAACCAUGUCUUGCUUUUUUAGAUACCAUCGCUGCUGCUACUGCUGCUGCAUUUGGUCGUACAAUAUCGAGUAUUAAAAUUAUAGUCCAGAGUUGACUGUUAGCGUCACGGAAUAAAAUUAUUUGACCAAAGGAGAAUGAUGCUUGUGUUGCGGCCAGAAAUACUGUCCUGAAUUCCUGAUGGCGAGGAAGGUAUGGAGCGGUCCUCUCCUCAACAAGGACAAGUACCUUGCAGAAGUCUCCCUCUCCACGUUUUGUGACGAGGAUUUACCAUGUCCAAUUGGAAGCACGAUCAACAUCAGGUCCAAGACCACGUUUGUCAGACUGAGGUUGUUACUUCAGCAGAUUCCGGUUUUUACUUGUGGCAACCCAAAGAAGGCUCGUACUCAAUCGGUGUGCCAUGGCUCAAGCUGCUACUUCUACUGUGAAAUACGGCCCGAGCAAGAUGAACAGCAGAACUGUAGGAAGUUGACAGAGUUCUUUUUUGCCAACCAAUGGGCUGGUGUAGUCACACUAUCUGCAAAACAUCGUCUCUACCUAAUCCCUACUUCCAGCUUCAGUCGUGACAUUGGGCUGAGUGAUAUGUCUGUGAGCGCACGUCUUCACGGUCUGCUCAUCUGGCCAAGCGAGUCGAGUAUCUGCUCUUCUCCUGCCGCCGUCCAACAGCCUGUUCCAGUGCAAUCUGUUGAUGCAACUAGUGGUGCUGCAGUUGUGACUGCUUCUGCAGCUGUGACUGCUUCUGCUGCUGUGACUGCUGCUGCUGCUGUGACUGCUGCUGAGCCAGCUCCCGUCGCACAACCACCAGGUGAAUCGUCGGCGUCAGGUGCUAGGCGAAGCUAUGCUAGCCAUCCGUCCAUCCGAAUCAAGAGAAAGUCUGGCUCUAGCGAUGGCAGCCAUACUCGACUGUCCAGUGAAAGUCAGCCGGAGGAAGCUGCUCGUUCGUGGCCGUCCGCGGACAAAUUGGACGAUGUAUCGCACGGAGAGCGGCCACGUCUACCCAUGCUAGCUAUUCCACCAGCUGCUAAACGCAAAUGUCCCCUGAUGGUAAGCAAGCCAUUGCAGGAAUCCAAACCAUUGAGCCUGAGCACAGGAACUGGCAGGGAGCUGCUGACCUCGUCGACUUCCCAAUCCAUUGCUUCUCAUGGAGAGGCGACGAGAAACAGUCAGAUCUCUGCUGUUUUCACUCGGCCGCCGUCUGCAGUUGUGGCCCACCAACAUCCUACCAAAGAUCCUAGGUUAAGAGCAGCAGAGAGCACAGCAUCAGUUGAAGGAGGCAAUGGUAGCAGAACAUCUGCUAUGUCACCUGAUCAGUGCUCUGUCGAUCGAUUGCAACACUCCACUCCUGCGCCUGGAUCAGGCCAGCAGCAGCAGCAGCAACAGCAAAAGCAUCAGCGCCACUCAGGACGUCGACAUAGGCAUGCGCUCCAAGCCGACAUGGUAUCAUGUGUGUCAGGCACACCGAUGCAGCAGACAGGAGGUAGUGGGCCGCUGUCAUCCAGUGCGGUAUCCUCAGCGACAAGCACAGCGUCAAUAGCACUGCCAGUGGCUGCACCUCCGCCAGUGUCUGAAGCGUCGUCAUCCGGUGCACCCAGAUCUGCCAAUGUCGCAUUCAAGCAUGUCAGCCAAUCGAAUCAAAGUAACCCAGCCCCUGCUCAUGCUGCAGCAGGAACCAACAGAGUAGAGAGCAAACACAGGCGAUCGAAAGCAGAAGUGCGUGAAGCUACUAGCAGCCGGACAAUGCUGGACGAGUUCAAUGGUGAUGCAUUGUCUGCAUUGAUGAGAGUCGCCAGUAGAAACCCAUUUCUACCUUUACUUUUGGGAGGUCUAAAUCAGAAACAAAUGGAUGAGAUGAUGUCGAGUGCCACUAGUUCACUCAAAGCCUUUCCAGCUGGGACAAGCAUGGACAUCAUGCUAGAUAAGCUUCAGCAAACCGUUACCACGCACAUGUACUCAUUCAAGGUAUCAUCACAGAGUGGUGCCGGUGGUGGUGCUGGUGGAGGUUCUGCCAGUUCUGGCGGCUGUAGUAGCAGUAAUGGCAGCAACACCAGCGGGAAGCACAAUCAUGUAAUGCCACAGGCACCCCCUCCACCGCCGCCGCCGCCUCCACCUCCAAAGGUCCCACCACCUCCUUCAAUGCCUCCGCCACCGCCACCACCUCUACCACCGUUUCCACCACCACCAUCAAGACAGCCACCUCCCCCUGAGCUAUCUCCAAAGUCUACUGGCAGCUGCUCAUCAAUGCAGUCUCUGCAGUCUUGCGCCUCCAGUUUCAGUCUCCCGCCGUCCUCGAGCUCCGAGAAUGUUCCUAGUGGCCCUAACUCUGAUGCUGGCAGCUCAAGGAGAACCAAAGAAGUGAACCACUGCAGGCGCAGAUCUCCGCUGAAUAGCUUAAAGCAUCCGGUAACUGCACCAGUUCUCAGCAAAGGUAACGGCGGCGCAUCGUCUCGUUACCCACCGUCGACCGGCAGAGACAGUACGAGCGAGUGGGCACAUGAAUUCCAGUUUCCUGACGUUCCAUCAGCGGCUUCAACGCCAUCUUCAUGUUCCUAUGCUGGUCACGAUCCUGGCAGUGAUGGUCAGACCGCUGCUACCAGACUAUCACCAAGCCCACAUGUGCCAUCAUCAUCAUCGACAAUGCCUUCUAGGUGUAGAAGUGAAGGCAGCGGCAACAGUGUCCGACCCAACCAGGCCGACUCAAAGGCAGUGAUCUGCAGACUUGGCAAGUUGUCCCACCGCCUCAUCUCCGCUGAUGCCACCGCUGGCUCGCUGACCUGCAACGAAGCAACUCCAUUGGAGAGAACGAGUAGCACUAGACACAGUUCAAGCAGCACGGUGGAUGCCAGGUGUGCAAGUUCACCGACUAUCAGUAGCUCAUCGGGGGGCUUGUCUGUUGUUGGCCGCCUCUCCAACCGUCUCAACUCUCAGGUGCAGCAGGCUUUUACCAAGGAUACUGGUCCUGCAUCAGCUGUUGCUGCUGCUGCUACUGCUAUCGGAGCUGGACAAAUUGGCCGGGACAAUGAGAUGAAUGCAAUGGAUGCUGCAAUGCCUGUGCAUGAUGCUGCAAUGCAUGUGCAUGAUGCUGCAAUGCUGGUGCAUGAUGCUGCAAUGCUGGUGCAUGAUCCUGCAAUGCCUGUGCGUGAUGCUUCAAUGCCUGCGCAUGAUGCUGCUGCCGGUGCCUCUACUCCUACCACUGAUAUUUCUUCUGUAUCUCUAAAUAGUCCCCGGGCGUGCAGUCCAUCAGACCACUUACACAAAUAUCAACAGCAACAGAAGCAGCAGCAGCAGAAGGAGCUGCCACUACAGUCAUCCUGUCAGCUGAAUGGCAGCACACCCUCUCCUGUCGGCAGGCUGUCUUCGCGGUUGUUUUCUUCUCCCAGCUCGUCCAGUCCUGUUGCGAGCAGCGAUGGGAUGAUGGCUGCCGCGAACCAGGAGGAUGAGAUGUCGCUACAGGCAGACGACGUGACUUCACACUGUCCACACUCUCAGGCUGCAACCAGUGCAAGACCAGUGUCGGUGGUGUUACCGCUUGUGGCAUGUGGACUAGCUGAAACGCAGCAGGAAGAAGAAGAAUGUAUUGGAGAUGUUGUGUUUGCUGAUGAUGAUGACAACAUGAGCAUCUCCAGUGACUCCAGCAGCCACAGUCAUUGUUUUUAUGAGUCGCACAGUAUUGUCAACGACUCUGACAGCAUUGUCUCAAAUAACACCAUACCUACUAGCCCUGUUGAUACAAGUCCAUCCCGUGAGGCUGCAGUGGUAAACGACACAAUAUCUGCAACUCGUUGCAGCACAGAUGCUGAUGAGCGUGUAGAGUGUAGUGAAGGUGACGAUGUGUCCAUAGCUUCUCAUCGGAGUAAAGAGUGUAGUGUGGAUGCUAUUGUUCAGGGCGCAGUGUGUAGUGCCGAUGACGAUCUAUCCACAUCUGGCGCUGGUGAAGUGGAUGUCUGUAGGGAAACUGCUCACAGUCCCACUGGAACAUCUGUUAUGUGUGUGCAAGUCCAAGACAGCACCAAGUCAGUACUUGUUGACACUGAUGUUAGUCCACAGCCCAAUGCAACCAUGUCAUCACUAGCAACUGCAGCCAUUCCGAGUUCUGAACAUGCGAUAUCGACUUGGAGUAGUAGCAGGAAUUCACCAGUAGCGCAGUGCAGUGGGUCAAGCGAGCGACAACACACUGAUACUACUAUCGUUACCGAUGGUGAUGAUACAGUGGGUGGUAUUCCAUGUGCCACUGAUACUACUAUCGUUACCGCUGGCGAUGAUGCAGUGGGUGGUAUUCCAUGUGCCACUGAUACUACUCUCGUUACCGAUGGUGAUGAUGCGGUGGGUGGUAUUCCAUGUGCCACUGAUGCCACUGCCAUCACCGAUGGUGACCAUGCAGUGGCUGGUGUUUCAUGUACUGCGCCAUCUGACCCACAGCUCUCCAGCAUGGACUCCAAGCCUGGCGGUGAUACAUGCAUCGCAGAUGGAUCAGCAGCGGACAAAAUCUCCAUGCUUUGUGAUGCAAGCAGCCAGUUUCCAUCUCCGCACGAUAGAUCAAACAUAUGCUCCGAGACUGCGUCGACUGACAAUAGGAGUGACAUUGACGACAGUGUGGAGGGUGUACACCAUCGUGGCAUGAGUUUGGAAAAUGGCAGCCCAUGUGUCUUUUCUCACUCUCAAGAAGAUGUGCUGUACGAAUCAGACGCCCCUGUUUCAGUUAGCCAGCAAGGAUCAGUGGAAGGAGACAUGGAAAGUGCUGGCGAUGCAAUGGAAUCACGCCCAUGUGCGUUUGACGAACCAUGUGAUGCUGGCAGCGGCGAGCUACACGUAAAAUCACCUCAAACCCAGGAUGCUAGCCCUGCUGCACUGGCCAAUAGUGAUAGCGGCCUUGAUGGUGAUGACGAAUAUCAUGAUGACGAUGUUGAGACGGUGGAAGCGAAUGAUCGUGUUGCAAGGGUAGAUAGUGGCAUUGCUAUGCAGGUGAUCACAAAUGUCUCAGCUAUGGAGAAAUUGGGUGAGCCAGUGGAAGCUAUGGUUGAAGCAAUGCAUGAAGAUGCCUCUGACGAUGAUAUGUGCAUAGAGAAUUUCCCCAUUGAUGCGAGAACAUCUACAGAGCACUCGCCAAGUGUGGUUAGAACUGCAGAAGACGACGGCACAUCCAACAUGAUGACAGCUACCCACGGGUCACCUGACAGUAUGCAUGCAACAACACCACCCCAUGCUGAGAAUGCUAUUGCAGGCGAUAGCAGCAGAGAGCCUGAGCUCGAGGAGUCUCCUUGCAGGAUACAUGCGUGUGCUGAUGGCACAGCACUGACAGAAGUGGAAUGUGAAGACAUGGACGUGACCACUGCGCUCACACAAGUUAUGGAAACGACCAGUGAGCAUCAACUAAUGGAUAUCAAUCAAGAAAGUGUGGUUGAAGAUGUUGUGCCAAAUACUCCUGUGCAGGCUGUUGAAGCAUGCCAUCCUGCCGAGUCAAGCUAUGGUGCCACAGUGUCCAAAGAAUUAAACCCUGACUUAGAUCAGAUCAAGUCACCACUAGCUGCCAGCGAACCUGGAGACAGUCAUUCUGCGCCCGUAGUUGAUGAUGAUGAGCACCGUGGUCAGUGUGAUAGCAGCAGUACGUGUAACAGCAGCAGCAGUACGUGUAACAGCAGCAGCAGUACGUGUAACAGCAGCAGCAGUACGUGUAACAGCAGCAGCAGCAGUACGUGUAACAGCAGCAGUAGUAGCAGUAGUAGUGGUAGCAGUAGUACGUGCAGCAGUCAGACCGGUAGCUGUCAUGUUUCUGAUACGGAAGAGACCGUCAAGGUCAAAGAUUACCGUGUUGUGAUUGAAGAGUAUGACACUGCCAUACAGAAGUUGAACGACACUAUCCGAGAGCUGAGAGAAGCUAUUGGUGAACCCAGCGAGUUUUACUCCCAGUUGGAAAUCCCCGUUGACCAGCACGACGCGAGGAAUAGCAGCGAUGUUGUCUGUGACAAGUCUAGCUGCCCACUAGCCAACACUGUAAGUAAGAUGAAUGAGUCUGCAACGUCACGCCAGCAGGAUGAUCCGGUGGUGACGCGAGAAGACAGCGGCGCUGCAACUUCUGAUGCCGAAGAUAGCAACACAAGGUUCAAGAAUCUAAAAGUAACCAGCAGUGGUGUUGUCAGAGAGCUUGCGGAAGAGAUCUUAGAAUCCAGCACCGCAGUAGCGUCGCCGUCAGACGGCAAUGCAUCACCAGCAGCAGCAUGUUCUGAAUCUAGAUGUAGCGACGGUGGUGUGGGCUCUAGAUGUAGCGGUGAUGGUGGUGUGGGCUCGUUCGAGCAUAUCAGCCUAAGUACUAGCAAUGUGAUUGUGCUGCCGUUUGGGUUUGCUAAAACUGUCUUUGCCGACAUGAGCGUGGAGAGUUUUCAGUCGUCCGUUAUGAGCAACGAGGCCAUGUCGUCGCACGAGUGGCAGAUGCUGACAGCAAGCCAGAGCAUGCCUAUCUCUGCAUCAGCGAGUGAGCCCCCCACGUCGUCGGCCCUGGAUCUGGUCCAACAGGAGCACCGUGAGCAGCAGCAGCAGAAACAGCUGGACAUGGAAUGUGGCACUCUGGACGAUGCAGUGGUUAGUGGUGUCACUGGUGCUAAUCCUGGCACACUUGCGAGAUCCAGCUGCAUAGAUGCUGCCAUGGUGACGCACACUAGUUCACACGGCCAAGCCGAACCGGGUACUGUGACUGACGCCGACACAUGUGCUGGAGCGUGGAAGAGCACUGCAGAGAGUGUGGUGCCGUUGGGCAGUCCGCCUGUCUCGCCUGCGCACCAUACUCAACAUACACGAAAGUGUGAUGAUCGAGAUCCAACCUCAGCUGAAUCUGCUGCCACUAUUGGAGAAGAACGGGACCUGGAACAACUUUCUUCACGCUUGGUAGGUGAUGCGGUGCAGUCCCACUCGCCAGCACUGUCAUCAUCAACAACAGCACCGCACAACUGCCAAACAUCACACGUCCAAUCUGCACAUCUCGAAACCCAGAGUGCAGAGAGUCAACAACAAGUCCCAUCUGAACCACCUCCUCUGGUCUCAAUACCACCCAUGAUAGAUUUGUCACAGGUCACACCGUCUCCACCCUCAUCACCUGUGCCUGUGCUAACACCAGCUUUAUGCCCAGCGUCAGAACACACUCGACACAAUGCUCACCUAGAGGUUACAACACUGCCACCUGAUGCAGAGCCCUCCGAGCAGCAGGAUACAUGCCAUGACAGCGUAGUGUCUGUUGCUCGGACCAGCCUUGUGCCAGGCAUGUCACACAGAACUGGUGUUAAUGCACUGUCAACAGUGGUGGCGGUGGGUAGCAAGGAGACAGCACCACCACUACUGUCAGCCACUACCUGUGCUACUGCUCUGCCCCAGGCUACCGCGAUGGAUACCACACCGGGCAAGUUGUUUACUGCUCUGCCCCAGGCUACCGCAAUGGAUACCACACCGGGCAAGUUGUUUGAGCCUGGUCCUGCAGGUUCUGCGUUCAGCAGCGCGGGUACGGUCGCCGCCCCUGAUGCCACUGAUAGCUCGGCACUCACUCUGCAUAAGAAACACGUACCCGAAAUCAGCAAUGGAUGCAAUUUCUUCAUUCACGGCAGUGUGGCACAUCCGAUGUUCAUCAAGACGAAGGAUUAUCUCAUCUGCCAUGGCUGCACGCAGGUCAGGAAGGACAACAUUUUUCAGCUUUCACAGAGUAUCGAACGCUGUCUGGUGUUGACGCCGCAGCCCUAUCUGAACACAGCUGAUGAAAUUUCAGAGCUGUUCUUUCUGAAGAUGAAUCGACAUGUCCAAUUUGUGCACGUACCAACAGUCGAAGCUCUACGUGCUAACCACUGCCAUGAGUUGUAUCCCGCUGACACUGGCAUCGUGUUGUCCACGGCAUCCUAUCUUCUCUCGUUGCCAGCCGGUAUUGUGUCCAGGUUACUGUCAUUCAUCGACAGUAUGUCACAUAAUGGCACUUCCUGGAAGUUCAAGAUGCAACCAGCAGACUUCAGCUCUCUCUUUGAGAACCUGGUUGACAAAGAGAUGAAGGACAUCCUCUUAAAGCAUGACGGCAUCCUUUCGGAGGAUGAAGUUGUCUCCAAAGCAGACGGUGGCUCAGACACGACAGACUGGCUAGGCACAAUGUCCCGUCUUCAGCGAAAACACAUGCAGACGCACCGCCACUUCAUCCUCUUGGACGACAUGGAUGAGGAGGACAGUUGGCCGUUUAUUGGCAAAGGGAUGGGUGUGUAUAGUCUGGCGGAGUUCCUCUCAAAAUUUGCUGCUACUGCUACCAUUCCUGACGUGCAGCACAGUACCAGAGAAACUACAGAACGGCAUCUAGUCUUGCCAUGCGCUGUGACAGUAGAAGCAGCAUCAGCAAUUGCCACCGCUGAAGGAAGCGCAUGCACAUUGCUAGAGUAUAGUGAAAAGCAAGCAGCACGUGCGUUACAGCAACUUCAGUCAUCCGCCUUGACGAAUGACGUCACUCCAUCUGUUGCUGGGCCGAAGGAGCAUAUGCUGCAGGCAUGUGCCACCACUGCUAGUCUGCAUGUGCCAAGUCAAGAGCAGGAGGAGGAGGAGUACAUAGCUUCCACUAACCUGGCAACAUUGGCUGAUCUGGCACUGAACCAAGUUGGUUCAUAUGCUAGCCCACCAUAGACGCACUGGGCAGUACGGUGUCGGCACAUCGGCGCUGCAGCGUCUACCCACUUGCACAACCAGCACAAGGCCAGAAUUACACCUCUGUGGGUGUUAGGUAUGAUAGUAGCAGUGACCAGCACAUUGCUACUGCGCUUCUCUCCAGACAGGAAGAAAACUGACUGACUUUCCAACUGGCUACUUUUUGCUUCGAGAAGUACCCACUUCUGAAGACAACGACUAGAUGCGAUUAAUGUUGACCUUCUACGGCUCCUGCUUGUUGUGUCUGCCAACCACUCAUGCAUUUGACAACAACAACAACAACAACAACAACAACACCUGGUGUGAAACUACGAUAACGUACAGAGCACCGACGAUGCAAGGCAUUAGAGCCGUAUAGCACACACUAAGCUAAAGACAAGCAGUACACCAGCGGGUGUGUAGUAUACAUGCUGCCGUGCACACGCAGGUUCGUUAGUACGGAUGGCAUGCAACAGCUCGUCUUGCUUUCUCUCACAUACGUCCCCGGUCCCCAUUCGUAAAAGCUUUGUUGUUUUUUUUUGAAUUUGAAUUCUUUAUUCUCACGUUGUUGAAGUUGACUUUGAUUUCAUGUCUGAAACUGUCCUAUUUCCUAUCAUUACUUGACAGUUUUGCUGCUAAUUGAAGUUACAUUUUUUAAUGUUUGAAAAUUUUUGCUUGCUGAAAACAAUUGCUAUUUUUACUUGGAGGAAACCAUUCCAGCACAGCUUGCGUGAAGUGUUUCCUGUGCCCUUGUGUUCAUGUAAUUACAUGGCCAACCUUUGUCCUUUUACCUACUUCUGCUGUUUUAUUUUAUUUUUACUUUUUACUUUUUUUCUCAGUCAUUGUCACUGACCCACAAUUGAACUGUUCUUAUUUCACAGCCAUGCUGUGCAAGUAUGGUUGGAGAA